AUGGCAACAACAACGGCUAUUUUUCUGUGGUUCCUCGGCGUGACAACCUUAACAUGCGGCGCCACCAUGUCGGAGAUGGAAGCCUUAACAGCGUUCAAAACAAAACUCGACGACCCACUUGGCGCAUUGGAAGGGUGGGACCCAUCCACGCCAUCGGCUCCAUGUGACUGGCGUGGCAUUCUCUGUUACCAAAACCGAGUUUUCGAACUCCGUUUGCCUCGUCUGCAACUCAGUGGUCCACUUAGUGACUCGCUCUCGAAUUUGUCUCAACUCCGCAAACUAAGCCUCCAUUCGAACAACUUCAACAACUCUAUCCCUCACUCGCUUUCACAUUGUUCCCUUUUACGUGCAAUUUACCUUCACAACAACUCUCUCAGUGGAAAACUUCCCUCAUCACUUCUCAACCUCACAAACCUUCAAGUUCUCAACGUUGCUUAUAACUCUCUCUCCGGUUCUGUCACCGACAACAUAUCAAAUUCUCUACGGUUCCUAGAUUUGUCUUCAAACGCUUUCUCUGGUUACAUGCCGGGUAAUUUUUCUUCCAGCUCUCAGCUAAAGCUGAUUAACUUGUCUUAUAAUCGUUUCAAUGGUGGAAUACCCGUCACCGUUGGAGCGUUGGAAAAGCUUGAGUAUCUGUGGUUAGACUCUAACAUGCUUCAGGGGACUCUGCCUUCGGCUCUUGCGAAUUGCACCUCGCUGAUUCAUCUAAGUGCUGUGGAUAAUGCUCUUACUGGGUUGAUACCUUCUUCUACGGGAAACAUGGGGCAGCUUCAAGUUUUGUCUUUGAUGCAGAAUCGGUUCUCGGGAUUGGUACCCUUUUCAUUGCUUUGCAAUGUGCACUUGAGGAUUGUUCAACUUGGCUUCAAUGCGCUCACGGGCAUUCCUGAGCUAAAGAAUCAAAAUUGCGUUAGUUUCUUGGAGGUUUUGGACCUUAAAGAGAAUCACAUUCGCACUGCAAUGACUGCAUUGUGGUUUAAUGCUACCACGUUAAGGGUUCUAGAUCUUUCUGGAAACUCUUUGUAUGGUGUGUUGCCGGUUGAUAUUGGGAAUCUCUUGGGGUUAGAGGAGCUUAGGCUGGCUAGGAAUUCAUUAUCUGGAAGAGUUCCUUCCGAGAUUGUUGAAUGUAGGUUGUUGAAGGUUCUUGAUCUUGAGGGGAAUAGGUUUUCUGGUUUGGUUCCUUCUUUUCUUGGUGAAAUAAGGAGUCUCAAGAUGUUAUCUCUUGGGGGGAACAUGUUUACUGGUUCCGUUCCCAAGAGUUAUGGAACUCUUUCUGAGUUAGAGACGUUGGAUUUAAGCAAUAAUAUGCUGACAGGGAUGAUACCCCAAGAGAUCAUGAAAUUAGGCAACAUGAGUGUUUUGAAUCUUAGCAAUAACAGGUUUUCAGACCAAGUUUUAGCUGAUAUUGGGAAUAUGAAUAUGAUGAUAGCUUUGGAGGUUCUUAAUUUGAGCCAGUGUGGGUUUUCAGGAAGAGUUCCUGCUACUUUUGGUAAUUUGAUGAAACUAAAAGUGUUGGAUUUUAGCAAGCAGAGGCUUUCAGGUGAGUUGCCAAUUGAGCUUUUUGGAUUGCCAAGCCUGGAGGUUCUUUCACUUCAAGAGAACCGUUUAUCUGGUGCUCUUCCUGAGGGUUUAAGCAGUUUGGUUAGUUUAAGGUAUCUCAAUCUCUCAUCCAAUGCCUUUGUUGGCAACAUUCCCACAACCUAUGGAUUUCUUCAGUCGUUAGUUGUUUUCUCAGUGUCAAACAAUAGUGUUUCUGGUGAGAUACCCACUGAGAUUGGUAAUUGUUCUCAACUUGAAGUGCUAGAGUUGCAUUCAAAUCGUUUGCAUGCUACCAUUCCAAGUGAAAUCUCCCACCUUUCUCGUUUAAAGGAGCUUAAUUUGGGAGAUAAUAGAUUAACAAGAAACAUCCCAAAUGAAAUUUCACUUUGUUCUGCUUUGACUUCACUCUCGUUGGAUGCCAAUCACUUGAAUGGUCACAUACCAGAAUCCUUGUCAAAGCUCUCAAACCUGGUGGCAUUGGAUCUUUCUUCAAACCAACUCAACGGAGAAAUUCCAGUUAAUCUUUCACGCAUUUCAAGUUUGAAGUAUUUGAAUCUAUCCAAUAAUAAUCUCGAGGGUGAGAUUCCACAACUUCUUGGUUCUCGAUUCAAUGACCCUUCUGUGUUUGCCAUGAACCAAGGGUUAUGUGGAAAACCUUUACAUAGAGAAUGUGCAAAUGUGAGAAGGAGAAGGAGAAAACGGUUGAUAAUAUUCAUAGGCGUGGCAUUAGGCGGAACAUUCUUUUUGUUGCUGUGUUGCUGUGGCUACAUUUUCAGCUUAUUAAGGUGGCGCACGAAGCUUAGAGAAGGGGUAACAACACAGAAAAAAAGAAGCCCCACUAGUGCAAGUUCAGGAGGAGAUAAAGGAAGAGGGAGUAGUGAAAAUGGAGGACCAAAACUAGUAAUGUUCAACGGCAAAAUCACUUAUGCAGAGACAUUAGAAGCAACGAGAAACUUUGAUGAAGAAAACGUGUUAAGUAGGGGAAAACACGGUCUUGUGUUCAAAGCCUCAUACCAAGAUGGCAUGGUUCUCUCCAUUCGUCGUUUACACGAUGGAUUCAUCAAUGAGGCCACGUUCCGCAAAGAAGCAGAAUCAUUAGGCAAAGUGAAGCACCGAAAUUUAACAGUUCUACGCGGUUACUAUGCAGGAUCACAUGAUGUGAGGCUCCUUGUUUACGACUACAUGCCCAAUGGGAACCUUGGAACACUGCUUCAAGAGGCUUCACAACAAGAUGGGCACGUGCUGAAUUGGCCAAUGCGUCAUCUCAUAGCACUAGGAAUUGCUCGUGGCUUGGCUUUCUUGCACUCGGUGCCAAUAGUUCAUGGUGACGUGAAGCCUCAAAAUGUUCUCUUUGAUGCAGAUUUUGAAGCCCAUUUAUCUGAAUUUGGGUUAGAAAAGUUAACCAUAGCAACCCCAUUUGAAGCAUCAUCAUCAUCGACACCAAUUGGUUCAUUAGGGUAUGUGUCACCGGAAGCAGCAUUGACCGGUCAAGCUACGAAGGAAGGUGACGUGUACAGUUAUGGUAUUGUGUUGUUGGAGAUACUAACAGGGAAAAAAGCGGUGAUGUUCACGCAAGAUGAAGAUAUAGUGAAGUGGGUGAAGAAGCAAUUGCAAAGAGGGGAAAUUUCGGAGUUGUUGGAACCUGGGUUGUUCGAUUUGGAUCCUGAGUCUUCCGAAUGGGAAGAGUUUUUGUUGGGUAUCAAAGUGGGUCUUCUUUGUACGACACCUGAUCCUCUUCAUCGACCAUCCAUGAACGAUGUCGUUUUCAUGCUCCAAGGUUGUCGUGUCGGACCCGAGAUCCCUUCUUCUGCUGAUCUCACAACACUACCUUCCCCUGUUUGA
This is a messenger RNA of Abrus precatorius (Indian licorice), 3378 nucleotides long. Its product is annotated as probable LRR receptor-like serine/threonine-protein kinase At4g36180. Gene Ontology annotation, molecular function: protein kinase activity; protein binding; ATP binding. The record is from RefSeq and is a predicted model, not a curated record. Gene Ontology annotation, biological process: protein phosphorylation. The coding region runs from base 1 to 3378 and encodes 1125 amino acids. Lineage: Eukaryota; Viridiplantae; Streptophyta; Magnoliopsida; Fabales; Fabaceae. The transcript has a single exon.